AUGGAUCUCUUCUUCCGGAUGAUCCAAGACGGCGACGAGGAAAGCCACUGCUCUCCAGAUGGGAGAGUUUUCAUGGCGGCUCUCAAAGCUUGCAGCCUUCUUGCGACGAAAGAAGAGGCCACAGAUCACAUCGGUGGGAAGCUUGUGAAGAUCGACCACCUGGAGAAGGGGAUGAGAAUUCACGCUGGAGCGAUCAAGGCUGGGUUUUGCAACGAUAGCUUCGUCGCCAGCGCGCUCGUGGACAUGUACUCCAAGUGUGGAAGCAUGGAGGACGCCAGACGAGCGUUUGAGAGCAUGAAGCAGCCUCCAGACGUGGUCUUGUGGACGGCUCUCAUGCAAGGCUACGCUGAGAGUGGCGAGGCAGACGUUGCACUCGAGAUGUUCUUCGGCAGGAUGAUCCACUCCUCGGAUCAAACGCUCCUUCUGCUCGAUCCUCCGUUCUUCUCUGCGCUGCUCAGGGCCUGUGGAAGCUCCGGCUCGCUAAAGUCCGGGAAGAAGCUCCAUGGUCUCGCCUCUCAGUGUGGCCUCGAGUGCCAGGAGCUCCUCGCAAACUGCUUGGUGGAUCUCUACUGCAAAUGCGGCAGCAUCGUCGAGGCCGAGCAGCUCUUCGACGCACUCCCCGCCAGGACGCUCGUCACCUGGAGCGCUCUCAUCGCCGGAUACAGCCGCCAAGGUGACACUGAUAGCGUGUUCCAGAGCGUCUGGAGGAUGAUCCACGACGAUGGCUUGCGUCCCGACGGCGUCACCUUCGUCUCCAUCCUCACGGCUUGCAGCCACGCAGGUCUCACCGAUCGGGGGAAGAGCUACUUCGCGUCCAUGCCGUCGAGAUUCGGCGUUGCUCCAGCGAUGGAGCACUACAUUUGCCUGAUCGACAUAUUUGGUCGUGGAGGCGAGCUCGAGGCGGCAGUGAGAGUCACGGAGACGAUGCCUUUCGAGGCCAACGUGCUGGCCUGGAGAACAGUCUUGGCGGCCAGCCGGAAGUGGAAGAACGCUGCGAUCGGGAGACGAGCUUUCAACGCAUUGAUGCUGCUGGACAGGAGAAACGCCUCGCACUACACUCUCAUGGCGAACAUCUACGCGAGCUUGGAGAUGUGGGAGGAGCAAAACGAGGUGGAGAUGAUGAGAGGCGAGGCCCGAGCAUGGAAGAUGGUGGUGGAUGAUAACUCCGGCCUCGUGCAUAGCUUCGUGGCUGGAGACGCUGGCCGCCACCCCCAGAGCCGGGAGAGCCGCCGAGAGAUGGUGGCCAAGCUCAAGGAUCUGGAUUCUUCCAGCGUUCUUCGUGGAGCGGUUUCAUGUUGA
Molecule: messenger RNA, 1299 nt
Organism: Selaginella moellendorffii
Lineage: Eukaryota; Viridiplantae; Streptophyta; Lycopodiopsida; Selaginellales; Selaginellaceae
Product: putative pentatricopeptide repeat-containing protein At2g01510
Exons: 1
Coding region: 1-1299 (432 amino acids)
Biological process (GO): RNA modification
Molecular function (GO): RNA binding; protein binding
Source: RefSeq, a predicted model, not a curated record